Podarcis muralis (Common wall lizard) is the source of this 2952-nucleotide messenger RNA. RefSeq names its product prolyl 4-hydroxylase, transmembrane (gene P4HTM). Gene Ontology annotation, cellular component: endoplasmic reticulum. Lineage: Eukaryota; Metazoa; Chordata; Lepidosauria; Squamata; Lacertidae. Gene Ontology annotation, biological process: peptidyl-proline hydroxylation to 4-hydroxy-L-proline. The record is from RefSeq and is a predicted model, not a curated record. Gene Ontology annotation, molecular function: iron ion binding; calcium ion binding; L-ascorbic acid binding.
CUAGGGGAGGAGAGGCAAAGUUGCCAGGAUCUAAAAUGGCCGGCAGAGCGGCUGAAGCCAAAACACUUUUUUAAAAAUCCCUUAUGCAGGCCAGCACCCUCUCGGACUUCGUCCCGGCCAGCGCCGUCCGGUCGCCUUCCCUCCGCUCUCCCCCCCCCCACUCCUCCAGGCCAAACUAACGGGCCCGGCCGCGCGCUCUUUCUCCGUGCGUGAUGACGUAAGGGGAGCCCGCCCGGAGAAGCCGUUGCUGUUCGCGGGGUGGUUGCCGUGGUAACGGUACCCAGCUCCCAGGCCGGAGCGGGCCGGGCCUAGCCAUGGCUGCUGCGGCGGGGGCAGCUGUGGCGGCGGCGACGGCGACGCCGGACGAAGACCCCCGCCCGCUGCCGGGGCCUUCCUUUGGGCGGAGGGCCGUGUGCUCCCGACCCUACUUCGUGGUGCUGAUGGUGUUCGCGCACCUCUACGUGCUCAACGUGCUGGGCUUGCUGCUCUUCGUGCACAUCAGCUCCGACGGCGGGGAGACGGAGCCCGGCAAGGAGGGACCCCCGGGCCCCGCACAGGACCCGCCCGCGCCGCCCUUCUCCUCCCCGGGAGGAGGAGGCUCUCGCCCUCACAGCCUGCCUCGCCUCGAGGGCAUCAAGGUGGGCCAUAAACAGAAGGUGGAACUGAUUCCUAACAAAAUCCAUGUCAUGAAAACUCUCAGCUUGAAACCACUCCUUUUUGAAAUUCCAGACUUCCUGAGUGAGGAUGAAUGCAAGUUAAUUAUCCACUUGGCUCAGCUGAAAGGGCUGCAGAAAAGUCAGAUUCUGCCCACAGAUGACUACGAGGAAGCAAUCGAAAUGAUAGAUAUCAGCCAGAUGGAUAUAUUUAAUCUACUGGACCACAACCAGGAUGGACACCUGCAGCUCAAGGAGGUACUGACACACACCCGUCUAGGAAACGGCAGGUGGAUGACGCCUGAGAGUAUCCGGGAGAUGUACUCUGCCGUGAAAGCAGACCCAGAUGGCAAUGGUGUGCUGAGUUUGGAGGAGUUUAAGCAGCUGAAUAUUCGGGAUUUCCACAAGUAUAUGGGCAGCCAAAAAGUGAAGAUGAGUGACCUGGUGCGGAAUAGCCAGCACACGUGGCUGUAUCAAGGCGAGGGAGCCCACAAUGUCAUGCGCUCCAUACAGCAAAGGGUGAUUCACUUAACCCGUCUGCCCUCUGAGAUUGUGGAGCACAGUGAACCCCUGCAGGUAGUGCGAUACGACCAAGGCGGGCACUACCAUGCCCACAUGGACAGUGGACCGGUGUUCCCUGAGACUGCCUGCAGUCACACCAAACUGAUUGCCAAUGAAACUGCUCCAUUCGAGACCUCGUGCCGCUACGUGACAGUUCUGUUCUACCUAAAUAACGUGACCGGGGGAGGAGAGACCACUUUCCCGAUAGCUGACAAUAGGACCUAUGAAGAGCUGUCUCUCAUCCAGAAUGAUAUUGACCUACGUGACACUCGUAAACACUGUGAUAAGGGAAACCUACGUGUAAAACCCCUGCAAGGCACUGCUGUUUUCUGGUACAAUUACCUGUCAGAUGGAGAAGGCUGGGUUGGCGACCUAGAUGAAUAUUCUUUGCACGGAGGCUGCUUGGUCACUGAAGGAACCAAGUGGAUUGCCAACAACUGGAUCAACGUUGAUCCCAACAAGAGGCGACAGCUCCAGUUCCAAGAGGAGAUGGCUCGAUAUACAAACAGUGCGGACGAGGACCAAAGCGAGUGGACUGUGGACAAAUCCUACAGCAACGUACAUGUGGAGCUGUAGUGCUUGGAGAUGCCUUUUCGUGGACUUGGAAGAAACUUUUUUGCACUAGCCAUUUUCAGCCCUCUGAGCUCCCACUUUCCCCCCAUCCCCGCAUAUCUCAGCAGAGAUUGCUAGCUGCGCUCCAGCCUAGACUGGAGAAAACAAGGGACUGGAUAGGGAGGUAUGGUCUGGAAUGCACUGUGAAAGAGAACUGGUGAGGCAGGAGAAAUGACCUUGGCUGGGUUGUUAGGGUGCAGUUCUCACCUGCAUCUUUUUUUUAAUGUCUGGCUUUGGUUCUAGGUCUCUGAGCGAGCCUUCCCCAUGGCAUGUGCAGUCAGUCAGCCUCCAAGUUUGUUGCUCUUCUUCAUCCUGAACCAUUUCCCCCCGCUGGAAUGCAGUUCUUCUCCUUGAGCUGGGUUUGCAGCUCUGUUCCUGGCACCUGCCCACCUGCUGCCACAAGAUCUCGUAAAGCAGCAAAACUGAUCUCAGAAAGUGUCUCUUCUCAUUCUAGGUGGUUCUCUAUGGGGCAAAGCUGUUGCUCCUAGCACUCACAGGCACAGGUCAUCCUAAGUACAUAAUAAUAGGUAAACUUUAUGUAAGGAGGUCUUGAGCAGCUGUAUGUUAAGGAAGUUUCAGGAUUGAAGGUGCUGGAGUCAUUCCGAAUGAUUUCUAAUGCUCAUCAUGGAGAAUUUUUCUCAGGGUCAGACUUGGUUCUGAAUAAGGACAUGGUUCUGAAAUAUUUAUUGUGUUGAUUAUCGGGAGGGGGGUAGGGAGUGUUCAAGUGUGCAAUAGCAGCUGGUGUGCUGUAUUUGUUGAGAUUUUCAUUUCAGUAACUUGAUUUGUGUGCUCGGUUGGGGUUUUUCUCCUCUGUGAGUCUGUUUGGAAGGGGUUCUCUCCCACCCCAAGACAUGUUCCACUCCAUUUAGUGUCUGAUUUGGGCCAACAAUCAUGAACGUAAGAAGAUUCCUGUUGGAUCAAACUAAAGGCCCCUGUGUACCAGCAGCCUGCUUUCUACAGUGGCCAAUCAGAUUCCUCUGAAAAGCAGGACAUGAAACUGAUGGUCCUUUUCCAUUGUUGCUGCUCAAGAGACAGUAGGGACGCGGGUGGCGCUGUGGUCUAAACCACUGAGCCUCUUGGGCUUGCCAAUUGGAAGAUCAGCGGUUUGAAUCCCCGCAACAGGGUG